Candida tropicalis MYA-3404 is the source of this 1362-nucleotide messenger RNA. RefSeq lists its product as uncharacterized. The transcript has a single exon. The record is from RefSeq and is a predicted model, not a curated record. Gene Ontology annotation, cellular component: fungal-type vacuole membrane. NCBI's taxonomy places the organism in Eukaryota, Fungi, Ascomycota, Pichiomycetes, Serinales, Debaryomycetaceae. The coding region runs from base 1 to 1362 and encodes 453 amino acids. Gene Ontology annotation, molecular function: transmembrane transporter activity. Gene Ontology annotation, biological process: transmembrane transport.
AUGCAUUUGAUCAAAUCUUUAAAGCAGUCAAAUGCUGAUAUUAGAAUCUUAUGGAGUUCUGUUUUUCUACGUAUGGCCAGUUAUGGAUUAACUAAUCAAGUUUUAACCCUAUAUUUAAAAUCUUUAAAUAUUGAUGAAUCAAAUAUAGGAUUAUUUAUGACAUUAACUUUAAUUGGUGAUACUCUUAUAUCAUAUUAUUUAACAUGGAAUGCCGAUAAAAUUGGCAGAAAAUUAGUUAUGAUUAUUGGAACAAUAAUGAUGUUUUUAUCAGGUUUAGUAUUUUAUUUUGCUUCUAAUUUUUAUAUAUUAUUAAUUGCUGCUAUAUUUGGUGUAAUAUCACCAAGUGGGGAUGAAACUGGUCCAUUUAAAAGUGUUGAAGAAGCAAGUAUUGCUCAUUUAACUCCUCAUAAUCAUAGACCUGAAAUAUUUGCAUUUUAUGGAUUAUUUGCUACUUUUGGUGCUGCUUUAGGUUCAUUGAUUUGUGGUGGUUUAAUUGAUUAUUGGCAUGAAAAUUUAAAUAUACCUUUAGUGGUUUGUUAUAAAUAUGUAUUUCUUGUUUAUGCAGUUAUUGCAUUUGCUAAAUUUUGCUUAAUGUGUUUAGUAUCUGGUAAAGUAGAAGUUGGAGUUGAAAAUUUUAUUGAUGAACAUACUGAAUUAUUAAAUGAUCAUCAACAUUCUACACCAGAAAAUGGUGGUGAUAAUGAUGAUGAUGAAAAUAAUAAUGUUGCAAAAGAUUCUACUUCAUGGUUUGAUUUGUCAAAAACUGCAAAAUAUUAUUUACCAAGAUUAUUAUGUGUAUUCAUGUUGGAUUCAUUAGGAUAUGGAUUUAUGCCAAGUGCAUGGAUAAUUUACUAUUUGAAAAUUACUUUUAAGUUAACUGCUAUGGCAUUAGGUACAUUAUUUUUCAUUACUAAUAUGGUUGAUUCAGUAUCUUCAUUACCAUCAGCAUUUUUCUCGAAAUUUUUAGGUCCUGUCAAAGCUAUCUUGUUCACCCAAGUCCCAUCAGCUAUUUUCAUGGGAUUGAUUACUUUUUGUAAUAGUUAUAUACCUGUUGCUGGAUUAUUGGUGUUAUAUUAUACUACAAGUACAAUGGAUGUUGUUCCAAGACAAAUAUUAUUAACUUCAAUCAUGCCAAAAAGAGAUAUUACAAAAGUUAUGGGUAUAGUUAAUAUUGGUAAAACUUUGGCACGUUGUGUUGGGCCUAUAAUAACUGGUAAACUUGCCAGCGUGGAUAAAUUAUACUUGGGUUUUUUAAUCAAUUCAAUUUGUGUGCUUCUAGCUGAUGUUGUAUUAGCCAGUAACUUUCUACAUUUGGAUAAAGAUAUCAAAUUGAAACAAAGUCUUGUACAAAACAUCGAGUAG